Messenger RNA from Amphiprion ocellaris (clown anemonefish), 9052 nucleotides. RefSeq names its product calcium channel, voltage-dependent, L type, alpha 1F subunit a (gene cacna1fa). Gene Ontology annotation, biological process: calcium ion import across plasma membrane. The coding region runs from base 2149 to 8451 and encodes 2100 amino acids. The transcript has 46 exons. Gene Ontology annotation, molecular function: high voltage-gated calcium channel activity. NCBI's taxonomy places the organism in Eukaryota, Metazoa, Chordata, Actinopteri, Pomacentridae. The record is from RefSeq and is a predicted model, not a curated record. Gene Ontology annotation, cellular component: voltage-gated calcium channel complex; membrane.
UGUGUAUGACGUAUAGUAAUAGAAACAAGAAUCAGGAUGUGUUUUCUGAUAAUUAAGUGAAGACAACUUUAAACAAGAGUAUUUUGGGUAAAUUUUUAGGAGUCAUAUGACCGUGUGGGAUAAGUGGUAAGUUUAAAACCUGUUGUAGCACGUUUAAGGUUUCAUUCUUAUCUACAUAUAGUUUGACACCAGGCUCAUCCUCUAGCCAUGAUUCCUUCUCUGUCCAAGUCAUUUUCUACUAUGGACUUAUUUUGACCAUCAUGGAUGUCGCUUAUGGCUAGUUAUGCAUUUGAUAGUGGCUGAUCAAACAAGAUUGGAGCCUUCAGUGCUUAUUUGAGAAUCUUUCCAUUUCUUCUGUAAUAGCCUUCCAUCUUGUUCUAUCAGUUUGUCCUCUGGGCCUGUUUCCAUCACCAGAUUGUGAGCAACGGUGAUGAUGUGUAAUCUUGGUAUCCAACACUUCUUGUACAGAGCCAAGAAAAAAAAUCAUGCAGGAGUUAACAUUUUACAUUUUGCUAGCGCCAGAAUAUGACUGUAUUUGAAAAUUGGACACAGAAGGAAACAUGGCAGGAGUUGGUCAAAAUUUUACUUUUCAUUUGCUUCCUACACAGUGAUAUGAAAGUUGUGAAAAUAAAAGCUUACCCAAAAUGCAUUUUUACGUUCUCUCCAGAAAACAGACAACACAUCCUGGGUAGCAAACCUUGUUUUUAUUUCUCUGUCACAGACAUCAAACUGGGGCAGUUUUGCUCUUUGAACUGUGAUGUAUCCAUUAUACUGAUGCUUAACCCAGUAAAGCCUGACCCAUCAGAAAAUACCCAGAAAAAUUUAUUUAUUUAUUUAUUUAUUUUUGGGAACUGAGAUGUUUAUUAACCUUUUUAACAAAAUCCAUUAAAAAAAAAAAAAAAAAAAAUUCCCAUAUGAAUUUCUUUAUGAUAUUUUUUGUAUCACAUUUGAUACAUUGGGCAAUUUUGGCAACUUUUUGCUCACAACAAUGCUGAUUUUAGAUACAAAAGCUAGUUUUGUUCUAUUUAUUUUACUAUUUAUCAUGCUGAUGAAACAGAGGUCUCAGAAACUCAUGUAGCAAAUAUGAUGUAAAUGGUUAUAUCGGGUUAAAGAUGACUGUAGAAUGAAAAGAUUUUGGCUUCAGAUUGUGACAUCUGUAGUGAAUGUAAAGUAGAUGUGGUUGCAGUUUUUAACAUGGCUCAAAUGUGUUUUUCAGCCCUGAGAAUUUGAAUGUGGCUAUCCCAUGUACUUAUAGAAUUUAUAGGGGCUCAGAAAUACUAGAAAAGGUACAAUUUCAUCCCUGCCCUUUGUGCUUUAAGGGCCUGUAACUUGGAAAAUAUUCGCAUUAUGAUGGUGGAAUUUUGUAUGGCUUCAUUAAAUAGACUGAAGUUUUGGUACAAAGAAAGCAGCUGAUUCUUAGAGGCUCGGUUUUUUGUUUUUUUUUUUCCCAGAUUUGGUUGCUUUUAUUUGAAAUGACCCAUUAUAAACAUCACUUUCAGUCUGUCAUUCGCUGUGGACGUGCGCCCUCCGCUGUCGCUCCUCCGGUACUGCACUCUGGCUGCUUCUGUCCAAGGUCCUGAAACGCUUUUCUAACUUCCAUCUCCCUCAUCUCGAGGCUGUUUCUGAUUAUUCUUCUCCUCUAGAACUAAAACAUCGCAGCAGAUUCCCACAGAGCUGCAGGGCUUCUCCACCUCCACCUUCCCGUCGACAGAUUUCCACUGUCAUCCUUUUAAACGGCUCAGCUGCUUUAAUCCUGCCGGCUGACCACCGCGGAUAUGGGCACGCGUUUCUCUUAAUAUUCCUCGCCUUAUUACGUGCCUGCGCAGAUAAAAGGCAAAGUGCGGAUUUUUUUUUUUUUAUUAUUAUUUACUCGCAUUAAGAAAUUACCAGAAAGCGGCUUUAAUUGGAUUUCUAGGCUACAAGCAGGAGGCGGGCAGCAGAAUGGCCCGCAGCCUCUCAGCUGCACCGACGCUCUGCGUGUGGAUAUGAAAUGACAGGCUGCAGAUGGUUCUGCUUUUAUUUAUUUAUUUUACCCGGGAAAGUUGCGACUUUUUCAGGGCCAAGUUCAUAUCUGUGAUCCAUCGCAGAUACACUGAGGAGUUGAUGGUGCGUUUUUCUUAAAAGAGUCCGUGGUGUUGAACUACAGAAAUGGACGCGGCAAAGAAAGAUGCCCCCCCUGGGGGAGAUGCAGGCAAAUCAGACACCCUGGGGUCAACUGGCUCGUCCAGAAAAAGAGGAGGGGGGGCCAAGAAGGCGAUGCAGGCAAACAAAUCCGCCCUCAGGGCCCCCCGAGCGCUGUGCUGCCUCACUCUGAGCAACCCCAUCCGCAUGGCAGCGCUGGCCCUAGUGGAGUGGAAGCCCUUUGAUAUUUUCAUUCUGCUUGCCAUUUUUGCCAACUGUGUUGCCAUGGGUGUCACCAAGCCGUACCCAGACGAUGAUUCCAACGCUACAAACCACCAACUUGAACAAGUUGAGUAUGUCUUCCUCGUCAUCUUCACCAUUGAGACUUUCACUAAAAUCCUCGCCUACGGCUUAGUCAUGCACCCCAGCGCCUACAUACGCAGCGGAUGGAACUUGCUUGAUUUCAUUAUCGUCAUCGUCGGGUUGUUCAGUGUGAUAGCGGAGGGCAUGACGGAUCAUAAGCCAGGAGAGGCCCAUCAUGCUGCAGGAAAACCCGGAGGCCUGGAUGUCAAAGCUCUCAGAGCAUUCAGGGUGCUGCGACCGCUUCGACUUGUAUCUGGAGUGCCAAGUUUGCAGAUUGUGUUGAACUCUAUCAUGAAAGCCAUGGUUCCUCUUCUCCACAUUGGUAUGCUGGUCAUGUUUGUCAUCAUCAUCUAUGCUAUCAUCGGUUUGGAGCUUUUUAUCGGCAGGAUGCACAAAACAUGCUACUUCAUUAGCACAGGUCUCAUGGUGGAGGACGAUCCGUCUCCUUGUGCAUUUGCUGGAAGUGGCCGCUUUUGUGUCGGCAACGGGUCCGAGUGCAGGGGCAAGUGGGAGGGUCCCAAUGGUGGGAUCACAAACUUUGACAACAUCUUCUUUGCCAUGCUGACAGUUUUCCAGUGCAUCACCAUGGAGGGUUGGACCGAUGUGCUUUAUUGGAUGAAUGAUGCCAUUGGCUACGAGAUUCCGUGGAUUUACUUUGUUUCUCUGGUCAUCUUCGGAUCAUUUUUCAUUAUCAAUCUUGUAUUGGGUGUGUUGAGCGGAGAGUUCUCUAAGGAAAGAGAGAAGGCUGUGGCUCGUGGUGAGCUGCAAAAGGCUCAGGAGAGCAAGCAAAUGGAGGAGGACAUGAUAGGCUACAUGGACUGGCUCAUAGAGGCAGAGGAUGUGGAUGAAGAAGGAAACAAACGUGCUGCAAUUGCAAAGAAAAAGAUGAUGAAGAAGUUCGGCUGGUACAAACACAGUGAGGAUGGAGGAGAGUCAGACUCUGAUGAUGAUAUAGCUUAUCUCGAUGAUGACAACGGCUUCUGCGCUUCUCUCAUGGCAAAGUUGAUGGCCAAUAGCUUCUGUGACCAGCUGUGCCAGUUGAACCACACUUUCAGGAAGAACUGCCGCGUUGCAGUCAAGACCACAAACUUCUACUGGCUGGUUCUUCUGCUGGUGUUUCUCAACACAGUGGCCAGCGCCUCUGAGCAUUACGGACAGCCGAAGUGGCUCACGGAAAUGCAAGAGCGAGCCAAUAAGAUCCUGCUGCUGCUGUUCACUCUGGAGAUGCUGAUGAAGAUGUACGCCUUCGGUCUGCAGAUCUAUUUCAUGGCGCUGUUCAACCGCUUUGAUUGCUUUGUGGUGUGUGGUGGCAUUCUUGAGACACUGCUGGUGGAGUUGGAUGUCAUUCCGCCCAUCGGCAUCUCUGUGCUGCGCUGCAUCCGACUGCUCAGGAUAUUUAAGAUGACUCGACACUGGGCUGCUCUGUCAGAUCUGGUCAAUUCGCUGCUCAACUCCAUGAAAGCUAUCUGCUCCCUUCUGCUCCUGCUCUUCCUCUUCCUCAUCAUCUUCGCCCUGCUGGGGAUGCAGCUGUUCGGAGGCAAAUUCAACUUUGACGAAACUCAGAUGAAGAGAAGCACAUUUGAUUCAUUCCCUCAGGCUCUGCUCACUUGUUUCCAGAUCCUCACCGGAGAGGACUGGAACGCUGUGAUGUAUGACGGCAUUAUGGCAUACGGAGGGCCGAUCUUCCCUAACAUGGUCGUGUGCAUUUAUUUUGUCAUCCUCUUUGUCUGCGGUAACUACAUCCUGCUCAAUGUCUUCUUGGCUAUCGCUGUCGACAAUUUGGCAGGAGGUGGAGGGAAGAAAAAAGUCGAAGAGAAAAAGGAAGAGGAAGAAGAGUGGGAUGAGGAUGAAGAGAAAGAGGAUGAAGAUGCAGGGAACGAGGAGGAUGACUGGCAGGAAAACGAGGAGCUGCGAGCCAUCGAGGGACUGGAGGGCGUUGCUCCAUUAAAACCAGAGUUCUCCGGGCCCAAAGAAAAGAUUGUACCAAUACCUGAUGGAAGCUCCUUCUUCAUUCUCGGAAAGAAAAACUGUUUACGAGUCGCCUGCCACAACCUCAUCCAUCAUCCCUACUUCACCAACUUCAUCCUCAUCUUCAUCAUCCUCAGUAGUAUUUCACUGGCUGCCGAGGAUCCCAUAAAAUCCCACUCAUUCAGAAAUAUUGUGCUCGGAUAUGCCGAUUAUGUAUUCACUUCGGUUUUCACUGUGGAGAUCGUACUAAAGAUGACAGUCUACGGAGCUUUUCUGCACACCGGCUCCUUCUGCAGAAACGCCUUCAACCUUCUCGACCUGCUGGUUGUCAGUGUGUCACUCACAUCUUUCUUCCUACACUCAAGUGCGAUCUCUGUAGUGAAGAUUCUCCGAGUGCUUCGAGUGCUCAGGCCUCUUCGAGCCAUUAACAGAGCAAAGGGCCUGAAGAAUGUGGUCCAGUGUGUGUUUGUGGCGAUCCGCACCAUCGGCAACAUCCUGAUUGUCACAACGCUCCUUCAGUUCAUGUUUGCUUGUAUUGGAGUGCAGCUGUUCAAGGGCAGAUUCUACAGCUGCACUGAUGAAGCCAAACACACUCCAGAUGAGUGCAAGGGAACUUUUGUGGUCUACAAAGACGGAGACAUGAACCAUCCCAUGGUUAGAGAGCGGAUUUGGCAGAACAGCGACUUCAACUUUGACAAUGUGCUGAUGGGCAUGUUGGCUUUAUUCACUGUGUCGACAUUUGAAGGCUGGCCACAGCUCCUUUACCGGGCUGUGGAUGCCAAUGCCAUAAAUCGAGGCCCUAUUUACAACUACCGAGUGGAAAUCUCCAUCUUUUUCAUCAUCUACAUCAUCAUCAUUGCCUUCUUCAUGAUGAACAUAUUUGUGGGUUUUGUCAUCAUCACAUUUCGAGAGCAAGGAGAAGCCGAGUUCAAAAACUGUGAACUCAACAAAAAUCAACGUCAGUGUGUGUAUUAUGCACUGAAAGCUCAACCUAUAAAGAUUUACAUCCCCAAAAACCCAUCCCAGCUCAAAUUCUGGAAGAUUAUCAACUCCAGUCAGUUUGAGUACGUCAUGUUUGUUCUUAUUCUGGGAAACACCCUCACUCUGGCUGUUCAGCAUUACGAGCAGUCCAAACUCUUCACCUCCAUCAUGGACAUCCUCAACAUGAUCUUCACUGUGGUUUUCACCAUAGAGAUGAUAAUCAAGUUACUGGCCCUGCGGGCUCAUCACUAUUUCAUCGAUCCUUGGAAUUCAUUUGAUGCGUUGAUUGUCGUGGGGAGCGUGUUGGACAUUGCAGUCUCUGAGUUUAGCGGAGGAGGCGGCCACGGUGAGGGUGGCGGGAAAGGAGAAAGUGGAAAAGUGUCCAUCACGUUCUUCCGUUUGUUCCGAGUGUUGAGGUUGGUUAAACUGCUCAGCAAAGGAGAGGGCAUUCGAACUCUCCUCUGGACUUUUGUCAAGUCUCUGCAGGCUUUACCUUACGUUGGCCUCCUCAUCGCUAUGAUCUUUUUCAUCUACGCUGUGAUCGGCAUGCAGACGUUUGGGAAAGUGGCCAUUGAUGACGACACUCACAUCAACAGAAACUGCAACUUCCAGACUUUCUUCAUGGCUGUUCUAGUGCUUUUUAGGUGUGCCACAGGAGAGCAGUGGCAGGAGAUCAUGUUGGCAGCUCUGCCUGGCAGACGCUGUGACCCAGAAUCUGACACUGAGCCUGGUGAAGAGUUCAGCUGUGGUAGCAACUUGUCCUACAUCUACUUCAUCAGCUUCUUCAUGCUCUGUGCUUACCUGAUUAUCAACUUGUUCAUUGCUGUUAUCAUGGACAACUUUGAAUAUCUAACAAGAGACUGGACAGUGCUGGGGACUCACCAUCUGGAUGAGUUCAAGAGAGUUUGGUCUGACUACGAUCCAGAGGCCACAGGUCGUAUAAAACACAUUGAUGUGGUCACUAUGCUGCGCAGGAUUCAGCCUCCUCUUGGUUUUGGAAAACUAUGUCCUCAUCGUGUUGCUUGCAAAAGACUGGUGGCUAUGAAUGUCCCGCUGCAUGCUGAUGGGACAGUCACCUUCAACGCCACUCUGUUUGCUCUGGUGCGAACUUCACUCAAGAUCAAGACUGAAGGUUCGACCUCCUAUAAAUGCACAAACGCAGAACAUCACGCAAGCUCAAUGUGCUUGUAUGAGACUAGCUCACUUACAGGCAUCAGGGUUUCAUGUGAGGAUCUGUUCUUCCUCUCAGGCCCCAUCGACCAGCAGAAUGAAGAGCUGAAGCUGAUUAUUAAGAAGCUCUGGAAACGCACAAAGCCUAAGCUCAUCGAUGAAGUCAUUCCUCCCCCUAGAGGGGAUGAGGUGACUUGUGGGAAAUUCUAUGCCAGCUUCUUGAUUCAAGACUAUUUUAAAAAGUUCCGCAAGAGAAAAGAGAGGGAGAGGAAAUCCAAAAAGAAGGACAAAGCUGCUUCUCUGCAGCAAGGGCUGCGGACGCUGCAGGACUUGGCUCCAGAGAUGCGUUUGGCGAUGGCCUGUGACCUGGAAGAGGAGGAGGCCACAGAAGGAGAGAUGACCGCCGAUGAGAUAUUCGACAGUGGAACUUCAGCGAACACGACUCCCGCCAGCACUCCAAUGCCUCGUCUAGACAUGCUGGUGGAGCAGACGACGGUGAUCGUCGAACCAGAGCCCAAGAUCUCCAAUGGGGGCGUGAUCACCGAGCAGGUGACGGGUUUGCAGGAGCACCAGAGACCAGGAUCAGACCUGGCAGGUCUAAACAUUGUGACAGAGCAGCCUGUGAGGUCUCAGCCUCUGCCCUUCAGAGCUGACUCUGUGACUGAGCUGCCUCCUCCUCCUCCUCCAGAAGUGUCAGAUGGAGGAGAAGUUGGAGUUGAAGCACCAAUUGUUCCAGCUGCAGAAGGAGUUGAGCAGGUUUACAACAGUGAAGGAGAUGCUGCAAGUCUAGCAUCAGUAGACAGAUAUGUGUAUCCAGAGGCUGUCUCUCCUGUACCACCCGAGACAGGCUAUAAUGUCCAGAGUCUGGAAAGGGCGAGCAGCAUUGGAGAAACACCUUAUGACACUCAUCAUAACAACGGCUUUGUGAGCAACGGUUACAGCGACACGAACAUGAACGGUGGAAGUGUUGGCGCAAGUCCCACUCCCUACGCAACAGAAGCAUACAAUGGGAACGGAUACACAGGCUACAAUGGGAAUGGCAGCAUCAUCAGCACCAAUGGAAAUGGAAGUACGAUGAACGGCUGCAAUGAAAAUGGCAGCGCUGUCAGUGGUUACAACGGGAACGGCUACAACGGAAAUGAGAACAGCGAUGCGCAGUUUGUCAGGAGACGACUGCUUCCUUCCAUACCCAAAGGUCGUAAGCCUGCCUUUAACUUCCAGUGUCUGAGGCCACAGAGCAGCGUGGACGACCUCCCCAUCCCAGGAACCUACCAUGGGAACACGUCUCCAUCCAGAUCUCGUCUACAGACCCAGCACAGUCUGGACUCACGGCCCAGCAGCGUUUCUUCGAUGUCAUCCGCCUCCUGGGUGAACACAACAGCAGCUGGCGCCACUCCUGUUCCAGGAAUAAUUGCCCCCUCAGGGCGCAGGGGCAAGCUCAUCUACACUCCUAUGAUCCUGGUGGACGGAGCCACCGGUACCAGUCAGCCGCUGUGGAAUGACGGAUCUGCCAGCCUCCCAGCAGGACGUCGACCCGGCUGGUACCCCGGUCAGACCAGGACCUUCACAAGCGUCAGGAUGCCGCCUCCUGUCAGCCAGGGCUUCGUAGACAAAGGCAGCGCAGACAGUCUGGUGGAGUCGAUCUUGAUCUCCGAGGGUCUCGGCAUCUACGCUAGGGACCCAAAGUUUGUGAACUUUGCCAAGCGGGAGAUUGCAGAAGCCUGUCACAUGAGUCUGGAUGACAUGGAGAACGCUGCUGCCGACCUGAUAGCACGAGGAGCCAGUCAGUCCAUUUCCCGCUUUGAGGACGAGCUGGCCGACGAAAUGAACUGUGUGAUUUCUUACUGAGAUCAGAAACAUGACAGAGUGAAUUAUGAAGUUUGUAAAAAAAAAAAAAAAAAAAAAAGAUCAAAAUCUUUCAUGUGUUGAACAUCCUACAAGGUAUAUUUUACUUUUUUGUGAAUGCCAAAACACACACACACACACACACACACACACACACACAGAUUUUGAGAGCACAUGUCAGCGUGCAGCAGGACUCAGCUGAUGAACAUUUUGACUGCAGUGUUUUACAGAAGAGUCCUCUGCGGUUCUCAGCGUUACUACUGCAAAUUACAACAAAGGACUAUUUUUUGCAUUGUACUCUGGUUUUGUACUGUACUUGAAUUGUUGUCACUUUGUACACAUGUAUUCAGCCACAAUCAGCACAAAUAAUAAUCUGUAAAAUAGGAAUAUAUUAAACUCAUACAUGUAGCUCAAUAAUACUUUUUACACAGAUUGUGAGUUUCCAGCAGCAUUAGCUAUUUUAGAGAAAUAUUUAAAUACAUUGAAUAUCCUCUAAGAUGCAACUUGCACAUGUAAAGCAAAACUAUCUAAAUUACAUUUUUGAUUUAUUGUGACUAUCUGGGAGGUAGCGGAUGUGAACAAAUAAAAAAUAAUGUUUUCUCAA